This is a messenger RNA of Stylonychia lemnae, 1854 nucleotides long. The record is from the annotation of a GenBank genome assembly. Lineage: Eukaryota; Ciliophora; Spirotrichea; Sporadotrichida; Oxytrichidae.
AUGCUCAUCCCAUCAGAGGAGCAAACUACAUUGGAGGUUAAUAUCUCCGAUACAAAGCAAAAUCACUCCCCUCAAUACACUUCGAAAUUCAAUAUAUAGAUUAAAAAAGUAAAGACAUUUAAGUCCCAUAAAAAAGAAAAGCAACCAAAAAAGAAAUUAGAGAUUUUAUCAGAUAUAUUAAGUAGAACUGAUCAAGAUUAUUAAUCUAAGGAGGAUUAGAAGGAUGAAGAGUAUUAUAUGUCAGAGAAUGAAUCCCCUAAAACCAGAAACCUGCUAAGCAAAAAAAAGAGUAAAGUAGAGCUAUUGAAGGAUAUGACCGAAUAUAACUUUGCUCCCUGGGACUAGGACUCCCCGAGGAGAUUUAUACAUAUCAUGGGAAGCACUUAAAAAGCUAAUUAAAGCAAUAUUAAAACUUUGCAAGGAAGUCCUAUCAAAGAUGUAAAAUAGUCACCAACCAAAGAAUUUGGCAUUCGCAUCUAACCAAGUAUAUCUCCAGCAAAAAGCCCAACCAGAGCUGAAAAAAGAGAAAACCAAUUAGAAUCUGUUGAGAAAAAGUUGCAUUCCUCCCAAAAACGUCUAAAAACAGCAUCUCCUGAAACAAGAAGACUGUUGUAAUCUUCACUUUAAUAACAGAGGCCGAGUUCUCCUUUAAAAAUCAAUCUAGUCUCAAUAGAAAACCAAUCUAAGUGCAAACAUUAAUCAGUUCUGAGACUUAAACAGGUCUACUCAUAAAAUAAAGUAAAAUAAACAAGACUGAGAGAUUUACACUAUCAAGGGGCCUCAACGACAGAUUUGCCAUCUUAAAUAUAGAAUAAUUAACUUGGUCAAUUGCAGUUUCAAUCACUAGGAAGUCUAUCUAAUCCAUAAAUAAUGAAGAAUCAGCAUUCUGAAUUCUUAAAUACCAGAAGAGAGUCUCCCAGAGAUCAGUAGAUUCUCUUCAAACAAGCUAAUGAUUUAAGGUAGAAGAUUUUAGCUAAAUUGAUCAAGGAGAGGAUGGGAGUGAGUAAAUUUCCUAGAGAGCCAUUAGAGUUAUCAGGAAAGCAGUUUCAAUCAUUUUAGUAGAAGUUGAAUUAACAGUAGGAGAAUAACCCAGCACAAUCACAAUGCACUGAUAAUAAAGAAAAUGAGCAAACUCAUGAUGACUCAGACUAAACGGAGAAAACUUAAGAUUAAAUGUUAAAGCAAGUGCAUGAAAUAUGCAGAAAGGGUGUCUUACAGUUGAAUCCAAAUCAGUCGGUCUUAAGGAAAACAAUACAACGAUACUAUAAGAACUAGGAGAAACUAAAAAAUGAUGAUUUGAUUAAAAUGGUCUAAGACAAGCGAGAUCUAGAACUGUAGAGUUUGGCAAUAACUUAAGGCGAGCUAUCUCCGAUGUGCAUUACUAAUUUUAACGAUGAUAUGAGAUCAAAUAGCUCAAGAAGAGUUAUUUAACAGCCUGGCUUCAAUCAAAUUAUAAAAAAGAAUAAUAGUCAUGCCUUACUUAUAAAAUAAAGAUAGGGAUAAAAAGUGAAUUACCGAGAUAUUGACAGGAAACUCUUACUUGAAUCUAAAGAAUUCAAACAAAGUGCAAACACUUAGAGAAUAUUCAUUUAGCAGAGGAGAUCUGAGAUUGAAAGUUAAAGCUAAAUACGAUAAACUUAGAGUAGAAUGCUUCAAGAAAGGAAUACGUCCCUUAAUGCCAAGAAAAAAUUCAUGCAAAUACUAGAUGAAAUCAAAAUGAAAUUAGAAAAUGGAAGUGGAACUGAAUUGAAACAAGCUCAAAACUAAGAGUUUGAUCAGGACCAUCAAAUGUAGAAAAAUCACUCAUUAGUGCUGCCUAUGCUAAAUAACAAAAAAAUACGGUAGAAAGUUUGA